AUGUCCCAACACCGCACAAAAAAAGGUGCGGACACGAAGGACAAGGCAGCCUUCUUUGUAGCCAGAACUCCGCACCCCAAGCAGGCUGAAACACAGGCCCAAGAUGGCGCUGAGUCUGAUCUCCAUGCGGACCUUGUCGACGCGCAAGAGGCUGUCGCGGACACCCUGCUGACUCCGAACCUACUGCAAAAAAUGCUGGACGCAGCGGUCACGAAAAUGCAGGUAUCGUUCACAUCAGCCCUAGCAAAAAUCAACAACGAGAUUACUGACCUGGACGCACGAACCUCCCAAAUAGAGGAAAAAAUUGAAGAAUCUACCACGGCCCAAGCAGCUAUUGAAGACAGGCUAGUAGAUAUCGAAAAGAGACUGUCACUACACGAAACUAAAAUCACGGACGCAGAAGACAGGUCUCGCCGCAACAAUAUCAGGCUCAGAGGGGUCCCAGAGGACGUGGAAGCCUUCAACGGCCUUCACCAUGGAGCUGUUCCGUGCGGUCUUGCCGGACAUACCCGCUGA
Messenger RNA from Pelobates cultripes (western spadefoot toad), 516 nucleotides. The record is from the annotation of a GenBank genome assembly. Lineage: Eukaryota; Metazoa; Chordata; Amphibia; Anura; Pelobatidae.